This is a messenger RNA of Oikopleura dioica, 2313 nucleotides long. The record is from the annotation of a GenBank genome assembly. Lineage: Eukaryota; Metazoa; Chordata; Appendicularia; Copelata; Oikopleuridae.
AUGUCGGACUUUGAAGACGAAGACUAUGUCGCGGAUGGGGAAGAAAAUCUUCUUCCUUGGGAAGAUCCACCAAAUCCAUUCGACGACAGCCCAGAUGAAUGCGAAGAACAAAAACCUCAAAAGAAAAAGAAAGUUCAGGUGAAAACGACCAAAUCGCAGCCCACAAAAUCAAAAGCAGCAAAAACAACGAAGAAAUCAAAGGCAAACACGCAAGGAGAUGAACCACCGCCCCCAAUGCCGUCGAAAGCGACAAAUAUAAAAGAAGAAGACAUUUACGUAGCCCUAAAAGAGCACUUCGGGCAUCCGGGCUUUAGGUCGUCUAUUCAAGAAAAUGCGGUGAAAGAGUUGUGUCUAGGUGAUAGGGACGCCUUCGUACUUCUCCCUACCGGCGGUGGAAAGUCUCUGAUUUAUCAACUGCCGGCCAUGCUUUACCCUGGUAUUUCCAUCGUCAUAUCGCCCUUGAUCGCUCUGAUUCAAGAUCAGCUUCAGUCCCUUCUCGCAAAGGACAUCAGAGCCGAAUCCAUCAACUCCAAACUCUCUACAGAGGAGCGCAAGGCUAUUAUGGAUGAUUUGUACUCUGGUGCUCCUAAAACUCGUAUUCUCUACGUCACCCCCGAACAAGUCCAAACACAACGCUUCAUCAAGCUUGCACGGUGGAUGAAUGCUCGCUGUUUAAUCCACUUAGUGGCAAUAGAUGAGGCGCACUGCGUGUCCCAGUGGGGUCACGAUUUCCGACCAGACUAUCUCAAGCUCGGCCUUCUUCGUGAGCUCGUCCCAAACGCUCGUUUCGUCGCUUGCACUGCCACUGCUACCAAAAAGGUCGAAGAAGACGUUAUUCGAAUUUUGAAGAUGAAGAACUGCGCUGUUUUCCGCACGGGCAUCACGCGCGAGAACCUUUAUUACGAUGUGAAGAUGAAGGAUAUCCUCCCAAAUCCACAUCGCCACUUGGCUAAUUUCGCAAAAGAGUGUAUUGGCAAGCUUCAGCCAAACGGAAGCUAUGAAGGCGCGGGUAUAGUCUAUUGCUUCCGAAGGGACGACUGUGAAGAAAUCGCCGUGUCUCUGACUCGUCUCGGCGUUGAAUCAGAGCCCUACCAUGCCGGAUUGAAGCCAGAAACAAGGACCAGAGUGCAAGAAGACUGGACCGAGGGUCGCGUUCCCGUCAUUUGCGCCACUAUCUCUUUUGGUAUGGGUGUUGAUAAAGAGAACGUGCGUUUUGUCGCUCACUGGUCCCUUCCGAAGUCGCUUGCUGGAUAUCUUCAAGAGUCCGGUCGAGCAGGGCGAGACAACAAGCCCUCAAAAUGUCGAUUGUACUACUCACAAACCGCUUUUCUGGAAGAAGAAAGACGCGGGAAACGCCGAACAGAACAAAAGAAAAUCAUGAUCCAGCUAAGACAGUUCGAAUCAGUCACAAAGUACUGUGAGGGAACAGAUUGUCGUCAUAAGACAAUGGCUAAGUUCUUCGGCGAAAACACGGACAUCUGCAAAACAAACUGCGAUGGAUGUACAAAUAAGACACAAGUAGCCCGGGAACUCGACUGCAUGGGCAAAGUUGGCAGCUGCAAGACCUACACGAAGAUCAGCGAGGAGGACGACAAUGAUGCCUUUGCAGAAUAUAACCCGGACAUUUACGGGGGUCGGCGUGGAGGGUAUGGCUUCGAACGACCUGACGAGCCUUCAGAAGCUUUCAAAGACGAGGUGGAAAACGGGACCGGAACGACUUCCCUCAUUCUCAACGAGUUCAAAAAGCGACGCGCAGCUCAAGCAAAACUGUCAAUCCCGGAGCAGAAAAAGGCGAAGGAGGAUGAAAAGGCGUUGCUUUAUGUUGGCUUUCCAGAUGAUACUCCACUCAUUGACCCAGCGAACCAAAGAGUUAACGGUCUCGGCUGGCGAGUGCGAUCUGCCUGUUACGAUACCCUCAAAGAAUGUCUGGAAACAAACCACGUGAACUUUUACAUAGAAACUCCCGAGAAGGCGGCGCUUUGUGAUAUCGAAGUACGAGUGGCGGCAAGUAACUUGGAAAAGUUCAUUUUCGACAGUGCCCGUUCGAAGAUAUCUUACAAGGCCGCGAUUGUGAACAAACGAAAGGAAAUAAUGCUGACCACAGAGAACUUUGAAUUAGCCGAGGCAUUCCGACUUGAACAGAAGAAAGAGGUCAAAGCAAAAGCUUGCCCUGUAGCGUCAGGCAUGUUCCAGAGUGCCGCGAACCUUAUUUCCUCCUCGGACGACGAAUCAUCCAAAGAAGACAUUAAAGAUCAACCUUCUACAUCAAAAGCAGCUCCUUUAGUCAAGGCUCGCACUCUCUCUUUCGUUUGA